UGCUGGUCCGGAAGCGGGGCCACAGUGGCUACUGUUUGGAAAGAGACAUGCUGGGAUGGUAUAUCCUACUGGUUGGGGGAUUGUGAAGCCCAGCACGUACUCCUGGAAUUCUCCAGACAGGUUAUGUCACCGGCAGAGGCUGCCCUGAAUCUCCCUGCAGCCUGGAGACUAUGUAUAAGAGGAAUGGUCUGAUGGCUAGCGUGUUGGUCACCUCUGCCACUCCACAGGGCAGCAGCAGCUCGGACUCUCUGGAGGGCCAGAGCUGCGACUAUGCCAGCAAGAGCUAUGACGCUGUUGUCUUCGACGUCUUGAAAGUGACCCCAGAGGAGUUUGCUAGCCAGAUUACAUUAAUGGACAUACCCGUGUUUAAAGCCAUCCAGCCGGAGGAACUAGCCAGCUGUGGAUGGAGUAAGAAGGAGAAACACAGUCUCGCCCCCAACGUCGUGGCCUUUACCCGGAGGUUUAACCAGGUCAGUUUUUGGGUUGUACGAGAAAUUCUAACAGCACAGACUUUAAAAAUAAGGGCAGAAAUCCUGAGCCAUUUUGUGAAAAUAGCCAAGAAACUUCUAGAACUCAACAACCUUCAUUCUCUCAUGUCUGUGGUGUCAGCAUUACAAAGUGCUCCCAUCUUCAGGCUGACAAAAACCUGGGCUCUUUUGAAUCGAAAAGACAAGACCACCUUUGAGAAAUUGGACUAUCUGAUGUCUAAAGAAGAUAAUUACAAGCGGACUCGGGAAUAUAUCCGAAGCCUGAAGAUGGUUCCCAGUAUUCCCUAUCUAGGGAUCUAUCUUCUGGAUUUAAUCUACAUUGAUUCUGCAUAUCCUGCCUCAGGCAGCAUCAUGGAAAAUGAACAAAGAUCCAAUCAGAUGAAUAAUAUUCUCCGAAUAAUUGCUGAUUUACAAGUUUCCUGUAGCUACGAUCACCUCACCACCCUGCCCCACGUGCAGAAGUACCUGAAGUCCGUACGCUACAUUGAAGAGCUCCAGAAGUUUGUGGAAGAUGACAACUACAAACUGUCGCUCAGAAUCGAACCAGGAAGCAGCUCUCCGAGACUAGUCUCUUCCAAGGAAGAUCUUGCAGGCCCCUCUGCCGGGUCCAGUUCUGCGAGGUUCAGUCGGAGGCCCACCUGUCCUGAUGCAUCUGUUGCCGGCAGCCUCCCCACACCUCCCGUCCCCAGACACAGGAAGAGCCACAGCCUGGGCAACAAUAUGAUGUGUCAGUUGAGUGUAGUUGAGAGUAAAAGUGCGACAUUCCCAUCGGAGAAAGCAAGGCAUCUACUGGACGACAGUGUCCUAGAGUCCCGCAGCCCCCGCAGGGGCCUCACCCUCACCUCCUCCUCUGCUGUCACCAAUGGACUCUCCCUAGGCAGUAGUGAGAGCUCAGAGUUUAGUGAAGAGAUGUCUUCAGGGCUGGAAAGCAGGGGACGUCUCUAUGCCACGCUGGGGCCCAACUGGCGGGUUCCAGUUCAGAAUUCUCCUAGAACCCGGAGCUGCAUCUACAGCCCUUCCAGGAUGAUGACUGACUGGUGGUGUCCCCGCAGCCCCACCGGCCCGUGCAUCUGUACUCUGGGGAGCGCAGCAGCAGUGCCCACCAUGGAAGGGCCUCUGCGAAGGAAAACCCUGCUCAAGGAAGGCCGGAAGCCCGCGCUGUCCUCAUGGACCAGGUACUGGGUCAUACUCUCAGGAUCCACCCUCCUGUACUACGGAGCCAAGUCCUUGCGGGGCACAGAUAGAAAACACUAUAAAUCCACACCUGGCAAAAAGGUUUCCAUCGUGGGCUGGAUGGUGCAGCUGCCUGACGACCCCGAGCACCCAGACAUCUUCCAGCUGAAUAACCCUGACAAAGGCAACGUUUACAAGUUUCAGACUGGUUCCCGAUUCCAUGCAAUACUGUGGCACAAGCAUUUGGAUGAUGCAUGUAAAAGCAACAGGCCUCAGGUACCUGCAAACCUUAUGUCAUUUGAGUAAGUCUCUGCAGGACGUGGCGUGACUUCAGAGGCUUCUGGGAGCCCAGGCUGGGCCUGGUGGAGAAGAGCAGUCCUGGGCACAGGCUGUGGGCCAGGGUGCCGGGAGACUCACAGCCGGACUCAGGGGACACGGCCUGUGGCCUCACAGUCCCAGAGGACUCCACCAGUGUGGGAUCCACCUGUCAAUCCCCAGCGACUCUCAUGGCACUCAUUCUGCAGCACCACCUCUUGGGGCGGUGUUUGGACCCGAAACUGUACACCCCGCCCUCCCUCUCUGGGCCCCCAUCUGUCCACCAGCUGCUUCUGCGACUAGAAAGCAUUCAGCCCAUGUUGGGUUCUCUGUGCUUUCUACUGCACAAAGAGUGGACAGUGUUAACCUGCGAAAGGGGCCCAAGAGAAAGAACAGGCUGUGGAACAGGCUUUUUAUACCCCAAGUGCACGGGGUUGCUCGCCCACAGGGCUGCCUCAGAUUUUGUACAACCCCCGAAGCAUCCUCUGCGUGUGCGUGCAAGUGAGUGUGAACUCUUUGAGAAACAUGCAUUUUGGCACAAGACUUGCGACAUCACACACUUCAUUCGCUUUGAGGCCCUGCUUUAACCUUAGGUUAUAGCCUUGUCCACCAAGGAAGGUGAGAGUGAGAGCCCAGAUCCCUCCUGUGUUAAGGGUCCCUUGCAUUCUUUUACUGUAAACAAACAAUGCCUUAAAUUGUGUCUUGUUUUCUGUUCCUACGGGUGCUAUUCAUCUGGAAGGCCUGCUCCCUGGGCCCCCGGGUCCCUUCCAGGCCUUGUUGCUGUCAGCCCUUCUGAGAUAGGACCCGACUAAGCCCUGGCCUGCUUGCUUCCUCCCAUCCCAUCUCCUGGCAGGGCCUGGGGCCCUUCUCUUCUCACCCGCUCCUACCACACCAGAAUGGGCAGUUGUGACAUUUCCUCUCAGCUCCCCUCAGAAGCAGCAUCAGAGGCUGCCGUUUUCCCGGUGAUCAGCUGUGCAGAAGCCACUUGGCACCAACCUCUCCCCGCGGGGCAAAGCCUUUGCUCCCAUCAUCUCACCCCUUUGCCUCCACUGCCAGGGGGGCACCCACCGAGGUUCCUGAUCACGAUGGGGAGCUGAGUGACACUGAGGCCUUAAGCUCCCCCAGUCUUGCCCCCAAAUGCAGUCACCAGCAAGUUCUCCAUUAUCCAAGUCCAAGGGCACAACUGUUGAUGACCAUGUGACAAGAGAGCAAAGCGCUGGGGAGCGAAGAGUCCAGCCUCUGCGUUCAGAUAGGAGCUCUUCACACAAACAAGGUCCUUUAUCUGUUACCUUUUGUCACAUCUUAAAGUGACUUUUAUUUUGCACAAGUACAUUUUCAUUCAAAAUAAUGAAUUACUCUAUAUCACAAUACCUUCUCCCCCAACCCCUCUGUAAUUUGGAUAUCCUAAUUCUGAGAAGGAAACUCUUAAACAGUUUUCUGAAAGAGACUGAAUUUCUGGGUUCUUGUUGCUAAUGAUUUCAGAGCUCAGGUUAAUCAGGCAUCACACUACCCUGAGGGUUUCUGGGCUAGAUGCUUCCAAACAGCAUCUCAGCCAUUAAACUGUAAUAGGUCAAUUUAAAAAUGACCAAAGACCUACCACUGUACUUUGAUCAAGCAGUAGCAACUUCUCUGAAAAUUCGAAUGAAUUGGUAAAGAAAGUAGUUGUCAUCGGGUUUCAUUUUGUGGUUGAGCCUUACUGUGCUCAGUAACUAAUCUUCCUUUUGAACAAAAACUAGAAUACUUUCAUGCCAGGAGAAACUCCAGAUGAUAAAGUUGAUGCCGUCAAACCUUGACAAUAGGUGCUUUGCACACCCACCCUGGAUGUGUGCACCUAAUUCUACCAGUGACUAUUCAAAUCAGCAUCUAGAGGCUGAUGACAACGCCAAAUACGCCAAACACCAAGAACCAUGCAGUGUUAACACUCUAACCUACAGUGAAUCUAGUUCUACUUGCUAACUGUUAAAAAAUCUUAAGUUUGGAUGAAAGUGAAAGAUUGGAACAUCAGCUACUUAUUUUCCUUGGGUUUCUUCACUCUUCAAAAUGUCCUCAUUUUUCACACAUGAAAUAUUAUAGAUGCCAACCCAAAACCCCAGAAUUUCAGGCACCACUAAAUCAGAUAAUUUUCUGCCCAUUAUACAUUUUUCUUAUCUUUCACAAAUGUUUUCUUCUGAGCCUAAUUUGAAAUAGCACAAUCACACUUCUCUUCAAAGUGUUUAGUCUUCUCACUAAUUGAGUCUGAUCCCAUGUCCCCUCCCAGGAGCAUUCUUAGCUUGGACUCUUGAAGAUUCUCUUUAGACUUUGUUGGCACAAGCCUAGUAGAACUUUUAAGAGCCCUGAACACACCGGAAGAGUCCUAGAGAUGGUGCUGGAAGAUACUCAGCUCUCUAAGCAGGGGCUUGGGGCCAAGUGUGUGAGUUAAGUGCUCACUGUCUUCCCAGUAUUGGUUUGUCCCUCAAGCCACGGAUGAGGUGGCCUGCACGCCUGGGACCGAGGGAGCCAGGCAUAAACUGAAAGUCCACGUGUGGAUUCCCACCCUGGAGGGAAGUGUAUCUGUUCUCUUCUCCUUGACUGUCCAUACUGCACAGAUGUUUGUGAAGCCAUUGAAGGUAUUAUGUCCUGCAUGCAUAUGCUGUAUUUUUUUUUAAAUGCAAACACAUCAUGGAACCCCGGAUAAAUUUUUAGAAAGCUGUCUACAAACUUUAAGUAGGUGGCUGGUAACAUUAUGAUGUUCCAAAAGCAACUCUCUCACCUCUUCCUGGGAAUAAUUUUUGCCCCUCUCAGUUGAACAUGAUUUAUAACUCAAGGUCAGUCAAGUGCGUUCUGGCAACUGAAAUACUUCAUGGAGGACUGAUUUGGUGGAGAGCAGUAGAGUGAUCUGAGCGAGCCCAGUGAGAGAGUGCAGCUCCUUCCCUGCCCUGACUAGAAGUCAUUCAGCACCCUGUCAGACUGUGAAACCUGAGGAAGUCGAUGCUUUAAGGGAUUCUGUUUGGGAAAGAACCCACUUUCUCUUGCCAAAUGAAUUUAUAAAGCAUUUUUUUCUUACCAAGAUGGCCAGUUUCUUUCAUCAUCUUACCCCCACCUCCCAAGAGAUGUAUCUUUUAGGAUGCCCUUUUACAGAUGGAAACAGUCCGUGAAAAUGGGAAGACAUUUGCAAGGAACAUCUGCUGUAUUUUUUGGGCGGGGCCCAGAGCUCUUCACCCACAUUGCUGAUGCUUGUAACCACCAGGAGAACAUUGCCAAAAACACAGCCUUCUUUUUUGUGACCCCAUAAAUAACUUAAAUCAGCUGUACAUCAUAUUGACAUUUCGAGUGAUUUCAUAUUUACAGAAGAAAAAACUACAAGAGACUUUUUGAAAUAACAGAUUCUCUGCAUAAAGCCACCCAUUCACUCAUUUAUUCAUUGACAUUGCUAGCAAGUGCUUCCAAUGUGCCAGGUUCAACCUGGGUCAUAAAUGGCUGAGAACAAAACAGAUUCCAUCUCUGCCCUCACGGAGCUUACCACAAACGAACAAAUAAUCCCCGGUGUGCACAUCUUGGGCAAGAUCCCGCCUCUCUCCUAGCCCUGAGUACAAAUCCUUUGCAUGGAUUCCUCCAGAAAUGUUUCAGAAGUCUCGACAGACUGAAUAGCCUCUUAUCUGCAAGUUCAGUUGCAGUGAGGACUAGCUGGAAUUGCUGUUCUAGAGGCUGGUUGGCUGCGUAUGCUGAGGAUUCUGAAGGUGGAGUGAGAGUUGGGUCAGAACAUUCACCGUGAAAACACAGUAUGAGUGAGAGCUGCCUUUUCUUGGGUGUUGAGAACUUGCAUCAUGGACUUUAGUCCACCUUGCAGCCCUGUGCUGCACAGGCUUGUGUACCCCACGGGCAGCCUCGAAACCCCUGCUUACAGCAGCAACACAAUAGAUCAUCUGUUUGUUUUAUAACCAUUCAUCUCUUUAUCCAUUUCUGAAUGACUGUGACCAUUCAGUAAUGAAAUAAUAGUAAUUAAUUUAUUAGUAUGGUAUAAACUUUAAUAAAUCUCGUGCCAAAAUGCAUGGUUUUCCACUUAGCUUUCAAAAUGUUGCAUAGAGAAUAGUUUUCAAUUUCUUAUGUAUUCUUCAAAGUAAGUUGAAAAUCAGUUUCUACAUUUUAAUUCGUUUGUUGUUAAAUCUGUUGCACUCUUCCUGGGCUGUCUUUUUUUCCAGCAGACCCCUGCAUGCAGUUGUGUAAGGACUUUCUCUAAUUCUUGUGAAUUGUCUCACCCGCAAUAACCACUGAACAUCAGCCCUUUGUGGGAUUCUUUAGAUUUUUGGUGAAGUAUUUUGUUACCUCAGUCUUGUAUCAAGUUGCUGUAUUUUUCAGCUUGUUACAUUGAUAAUAAUUGUUUCACUAAUUAAACACUUUAAUGUACAAACAUCUUUGUUUACUUUGAAAUUAAAUGUGUUUUCCAAUGAA
Lemur catta (Ring-tailed lemur) is the source of this 6404-nucleotide messenger RNA. RefSeq names its product Ral GEF with PH domain and SH3 binding motif 1 (gene RALGPS1). Gene Ontology annotation, biological process: positive regulation of GTPase activity; Ras protein signal transduction. The record is from RefSeq and is a predicted model, not a curated record. Bases 171 to 1967 code for a protein of 598 amino acids. NCBI's taxonomy places the organism in Eukaryota, Metazoa, Chordata, Mammalia, Primates, Lemuridae. Gene Ontology annotation, cellular component: plasma membrane. The transcript is spliced from 21 exons. Gene Ontology annotation, molecular function: guanyl-nucleotide exchange factor activity.